This is a messenger RNA of Neoarius graeffei (lesser salmon catfish), 1470 nucleotides long. Its product is annotated as acidic mammalian chitinase-like. The record is from RefSeq and is a predicted model, not a curated record. Gene Ontology annotation, cellular component: extracellular region. Gene Ontology annotation, molecular function: chitinase activity; chitin binding. Lineage: Eukaryota; Metazoa; Chordata; Actinopteri; Siluriformes; Ariidae. Gene Ontology annotation, biological process: chitin catabolic process; carbohydrate metabolic process. The transcript has 11 exons. Bases 1 to 1470 code for a protein of 489 amino acids.
AUGGGCAAGCUUCUGAUUUGUGUUGGACUGGCUCUCCUGCUGCACGUGCAGCUAGGAUCCUCCUACAUCCUGUCAUGUUACUUCACCAACUGGGGACAGUAUAGACCUGGAGCCGGAAAGUACAUGCCCACCAAUGUUGACCCAUGCUUGUGUGACCAUCUGAUUUAUGCUUUUGCUGGAAUGAACAACAAUGAGAUUGCAACAUAUGAGUGGGAUGAUGUGAAGCUUUAUGGAGAGUUCCAGGCCUUGAAGAACCAAAACAGCAACCUGAAGACCCUUCUGGCUAUCGGUGGCUGGAACUUCGGCACUGCCAAGUUCUCUGCUAUGGUGGCCACCUCUGCUACCCGUCAGACUUUCAUCAGCUCUGUGAUUAAGUUCCUGAGGCAGUAUGAGUUUGAUGGUCUGGACAUUGACUGGGAGUAUCCUGGUUCCCGUGGUAGCCCUUCUCAGGACAAACAACUCUUCACCACCUUGGUUCAGGAAAUGAUGGCUGCCUUUGUGGCUGAGGGCAAACAGACCAACCGUCCUCGUCUUUUGUUGACUGCUGCAGUCUCUGCUGGCAAAGCUACCAUCGAAUCUGGAUACCAGAUCGCUCAGAUUGGCCAGGUCCUAGACUACUUCCAUGUCAUGACAUAUGAUUUCAAUGGGCCUUGGGAGCAAAAGACUGGUGAGAACAGCCCUCUGUAUGCUGGACCAUCUGACCAGGGAUCUUACAUCUACUUCAAUGUGAACUAUGCUAUGAACUACUGGAAGAGCAAUGGUGCUCCUGCUGAGAAGCUUCUUGUUGGAUUCCCCACCUAUGGACACACCUUCAAGCUGGCUAGCUCUGCCAACACUGGUGUGGGAGCUCCCACUGCUGGACCUGGACCUGCUGGACCUUACACCAGGCAAGCUGGAUUCUGGGCUUACUAUGAGAUCUGUACCUUCCUGUCUCAAGGAGCCACUCAGGCUUGGGAUGCCCCUCAGGAUGUGCCAUAUGCCUACAACAGUCAGAAUGUUUGGGUUGGCUAUGACAACAUCAAGAGCUUCCAGAUCAAGCUUAACUGGUUGAAGAAAAGCAACUUUGGAGGUGCGAUGGUGUGGUCUCUGGACCUGGAUGACUUCAGUGGCACCUUCUGCAAACAGGGCAAAUACCCUCUGAUCAACACCAUCAAGACUGCCCUGGGAACUGGCCAGAGUUGCUCAGCUCCUUCCCAGCCUCUGCCCCCUGUAACUCCUGCCCCUGCUACUCAGGCCCCUGUUCCUCCUAGUGGUGGUGGUAGCAGCAGUGGUGGUAGCAGCAGUGGUGGUAGCAGCAGUGGUGGUAGCAGCAGUGGCAGCGGCUUCUGUGCUGGCAAGGCUGAUGGACUUUACCCCGAUCCCAGCAGCAAGAACGAGUUCUACAACUGCGCCGAUGGUAAGACCUACCUCGAGCACUGUGCCGCUGGCCUGGUCUUUGAUACUAGCUGCUCUUGCUGUAACUGGUCUUAA